AUGCCACCUGCCUGACAUGUACUGUAUCCCCUGAAUCAGUGCUGUGAUGAUGGUCACGUGGAGAUAAGGUAACUUUACAGGCACGCUCGAUGUCUCCGACACUCGAACACUUCAAUUUCUUCAACAUCUCAAUACUCUUGAUUAUAUCUUGUCACUGUUUCCUCGCCCUCAUACUCUGGCUCAUGGCCCUUCGAGUGUCUAUACGAGCUCAAUCUAGUUGUUGCGUAAAUUAUGGCAAACAUCUGUUGCCAAUUCGUCCUCAAGACCCGCCAACGGAAAUGUAUCGGGUCUCGAGCACUGAAUUGCAGCCAAAUGCACUAGACCACCUUGAAAGCCUCAUGCCUGUCAAUCGCCACUAUACGAGGGCUAAUACAACACACUGAGAGUGUUCUUUCAGCAGCUUCCCAAGAAGCUUACCAGAAGGGACUAUAAUUCGAAUAUCAGCUCCGACGGACAGCCGAAUAAGCUUUCCCCCGCCUUCGAUCGCAUCCCAGAUAGGCAAAGAUGGCCCCUUUCAUUUCGUCAACAGGUCCUUGGUCAGGGACCACUCUCCCAAAAAGGCAGCUCCCGAUCGACUCUA
Molecule: messenger RNA, 580 nt
Organism: Aspergillus japonicus CBS 114.51
Lineage: Eukaryota; Fungi; Ascomycota; Eurotiomycetes; Eurotiales; Aspergillaceae
Exons: 1
Coding region: 90-383 (97 amino acids)
Source: RefSeq, a predicted model, not a curated record